This is a messenger RNA of Capsicum annuum, 1291 nucleotides long. RefSeq lists its product as uncharacterized. NCBI's taxonomy places the organism in Eukaryota, Viridiplantae, Streptophyta, Magnoliopsida, Solanales, Solanaceae. The record is from RefSeq and is a predicted model, not a curated record. The transcript is spliced from 2 exons. Bases 91 to 1110 code for a protein of 339 amino acids.
UCUUUGCUUUCAUUCAACCUCACAAUUAAAAUCCCUAAAAUCAAUCAAAAAUACGAAAGAUUCUUCUUCUCCUCUUAAGAAUAAGAGGAAAUGGAUGGGAGAGGAGGGUGUUGUAUAGCUAGGUACGCGGCGGGGGGUGGGGGAGCGUACGAUAUGUCAAAGGUGGACCGGAUAAUGCUGCGGUAUAGACCUAUUGCGCCGAAACCGGCAGCCGGUGGUUCUGUUUCCGGAGCUACUACUCCGCCGCAGAAGACUGAGGUUACUCCAAGUACUGGACGGUGGAAGAGAAGGUACGUUAAAGAUCACAAUAAAAAUGGUAAUAGUAGUAGUUCUAACAAGAAAUCCAAUAGCGGAACUAGUACCGGUAGGAAAAGGAAAGCGGCUUCACCUGAAGAAAAUGAAUCUAGUGGUAAAACGGUGUCUGGUGGUGAAACCGUAGUGACGCUGCCGUUAUUGUCGGAGAGUCCGGAAAGGAAGGAGGACUCUCCGACGGAUCAUUUGGUGAAGAAAAACGAAAAGAAUGCUCCGAUCUGGUUGAGUUUUGGUGGUAAUCAAGGGCGUGUCAGUAAUAAUAACAACAAUAAUGAUAUUAAUGGUCAGUUGCAGUUGCUGCAGGGGUACGGAGGAGGAGUUGGUAUGGAUCGUUCUAGAGUGAUGUUUCCUCAGCCAGUACGGGUAGUGGGGUCAUGGGUAAAAGUGGAAAGCGUAACCGACGCGUGGGUGGAAGUAUAUGGGUUAGGACGUACAGAUGAGGAGAAAUUUGUAAAUCUCGGGCAGGACACCUGUCCAGGGUUUAUAUCAGACGGUUUAAACAGAGUUAGGUGGGCCAACAAGGCCUACAAAGAUCUGGUAGGUGAUGGAGGCCCCGCAGGGGAAGUAGUUGUUUGGCUGGUGAUGAAGGAAGAUGUGCCUCUGCCGGAGAGCAAAACAACGGCGGCGUUCACCUGCAAAGUGAGGGUGGUUAGGUGCGGAAAGGAGAAGAAUUCAUUGAUUCUGCCGUGCGAUGUGUGGAGGAUGGACGGCGGAGGAUUUGCAUGGAGGUUGGAUACAGAAGCAGCGCUCUCCUUGGGGCGGUGGUUUGGGUGGUGGCAAGUGAUUUACUUAUGCUAGUUGUGUGGGCAACUCUUGUUCUUCGGAGGAGAUGUUGGUUAGGGAUAUUUGUUAAAAUACAGUUUUAUUACUACUAGGUGGGUACUCUUUUGAACCAUGGAAACAGAUCAUCAUCUUGUAACUAAUCUGACCUGGGCUUUAGUGUUCCUUUUUCUUAACAUCUUUUUGAUAUUUUGUUCAA